Messenger RNA from Myotis myotis, 4313 nucleotides. It is a transcript of the gene EPHA6, whose product is annotated as EPH receptor A6. Gene Ontology annotation, molecular function: ATP binding; protein binding; transmembrane-ephrin receptor activity. The coding region runs from base 1 to 3390 and encodes 1129 amino acids. Gene Ontology annotation, biological process: cell surface receptor protein tyrosine kinase signaling pathway; protein phosphorylation; axon guidance. Gene Ontology annotation, cellular component: neuron projection; membrane. Lineage: Eukaryota; Metazoa; Chordata; Mammalia; Chiroptera; Vespertilionidae. The record is from RefSeq and is a predicted model, not a curated record. The transcript is spliced from 18 exons.
AUGCAAUUCCGCUCGCCCACCGCCGCCGGGAGCUCCCUGGCGCCGCAGGCAGCGUCCUCCUCCGGAGCAGCGGCGCCGGCACCUGGACAGCCUGGACCUUCGUGCCCUGCGCUCGGGGCCUCGCGCGGGGGGCGCCCCGGGACACCCCCUGCGGGCAGGGUGGAGGAGGAAGAGGAGGAGGAGGAAGACGUGGACCAGGUCCCCUACCCUACACGGAACACCUGGCUGCGCGCCUGCCACUUCUCUUUCAGGGGGAGGAGAGGAGAGCCUGGGAGAGCCAUGGGGGGCUGCGAAGUCCGAGAAUUUCUUUGGCAAUUAGGUUUCUUCUUGCCUCUGCUGACAGUUUGGCCGGGAGACUGCAGCCACGUCUCCAACAACCAAGUUGUGUUGCUUGAUACAACAACUGUGCUGGGAGAGCUAGGAUGGAAAACAUAUCCAUUAAAUGGGUGGGAUGCCAUUACUGAAAUGGAUGAACAUAACAGGCCCAUUCACACAUACCAGGUAUGCAAUGUAAUGGAACCAAAUCAAAACAAUUGGCUUCGUACAAACUGGAUCUCCCGAGAUGCAGCUCAGAAAAUUUAUGUGGAAAUGAAGUUCACCCUGAGGGAUUGUAACAGCAUCCCGUGGGUCUUGGGGACUUGCAAAGAAACAUUUAAUCUGUAUUAUGUGGAAUCAGAUGAGUCCCAUGGAAUUAAAUUCAAGCCAAGCCAGUAUACAAAGAUCGAUACAAUUGCUGCUGAUGAAAGUUUUACCCAGAUGGAUUUGGGUGAUCGCAUCCUCAAGCUCAACACUGAAAUUCGUGAGGUGGGGCCUAUAGAAAGGAAAGGAUUUUAUCUGGCUUUUCAAGACAUUGGGGCAUGCAUUGCCCUGGUAUCAGUCCGUGUUUUCUACAAAAAGUGCCCCUUCACUGUACGUAACUUGGCCAUGUUUCCUGACACCAUCCCAAGGGUUGACUCUUCCUCUUUGGUUGAAGUAAGGGGUGCUUGUGUGAAGAGUGCAGAAGAGCGUGACACUCCUAAACUGUAUUGCGGAGCUGACGGAGACUGGCUGGUUCCUCUGGGAAGGUGCAUCUGCAGUGCAGGAUACGAAGAGAUCGGGGGCUCUUGCCAUGCUUGCAGACCAGGAUUCUAUAAAGCAUUUGCUGGGAACACAAAAUGUUCUAAAUGCCCUCCACACAGUUUAACCUACAUGGAAGCAACUUCUGUCUGUCAGUGUGAAAAGGGUUACUUCCGAGCUGAAAAAGACCCACCUUCCAUGGCAUGUACCAGGCCACCUUCAGCUCCUAGGAAUGUGGUUUUUAACAUCAAUGAAACAGCCCUUAUUUUGGAAUGGAGCCCACCAAGUGACACAGGAGGGAGAAAAGAUCUCACAUACAGUGUAAUCUGUAAGAAAUGUGGCUUAGACACCAGCCAGUGUGAGGACUGUGGUGGAGGACUCCGCUUCAUCCCAAGACAUACUGGCCUGAUCAACAAUUCCGUGAUAGUUCUUGACUUUGUGUCUCACGUGAAUUAUACCUUUGAAAUAGAAGCCAUGAAUGGAGUUUCUGAGUUGAGUUUUUCUCCCAAGCCAUUCACAGCCAUUACAGUGACCACAGAUCAAGACGCGCCUUCCCUGAUAGGUAUGGUAAGGAAGGACUGGGCAUCCCAAAAUAGCAUUGCCCUAUCAUGGCAAGCACCUGCUUUUCCCAAUGGAGCCAUACUGGACUACGAGAUCAAGUACUAUGAGAAAGAGCAUGAGCAGCUCACCUAUUCCUCCACGAGGUCCAAGGCCCCCAGUGUCAUCAUUACAGGUCUCAAGCCAGCCACCAAGUACAUAUUCCAUAUCCGAGUGAGGACCACAACAGGAUACAGUGGCUACAGUCAGAAGUUUGAAUUUGAAACAGGAGAUAAAACUUCUGAUAUGGCGGCAGAACAGGGGCAGAUUCUGGUGAUAGCCACCGCGGCUGUCGGGGGAUUCACUCUCCUUGUCAUUCUUACUUUGUUCUUCUUAAUCACCGGCAGGUGCCAAUGGUACAUAAAGGCAAAAAUGAAGUCAGAAGAGAAGAGAAGAAACCACUUACAGAAUGGGCAUCUACGCUUCCCAGGAAUUAAAACUUACAUAGAUCCAGAUACAUACGAAGACCCAUCCCUGGCAGUCCAUGAAUUUGCGAAGGAGAUUGAUCCCUCAAGAAUUCGCAUUGAGAGAGUCAUUGGGGCAGGAGAAUUUGGAGAAGUCUGUAGUGGGCGUUUGAAGACACCAGGGAAAAGGGAGAUCCCAGUUGCCAUCAAAACUUUGAAAGGUGGCCACAUGGAUCGGCAAAGAAGAGAUUUUCUAAGAGAAGCUAGUAUCAUGGGUCAGUUUGACCACCCAAAUAUCAUCCGACUAGAAGGUGUUGUCACAAAAAGAUCCUUCCCGGCCAUUGGCAUGGAGACCUUCUGCCCCAGCUUCCUGAGGGCAGGGUUUUUAAGCAGCAUCCAGGCUCCGAAUCCAGUGGCAGGGGGAGGGUCGCUGCCCCCCAGGAUUCCUGCUGGCCGGCCAGUUAUGAUUGUGGUGGAAUAUAUGGAGAAUGGAUCCCUAGACUCCUUUUUGCGGAAACAUGAUGGCCACUUCACAGUCAUCCAGCUGGUGGGUAUGCUUCGAGGCAUUGCAUCAGGGAUGAAGUAUCUCUCUGAUAUGGGUUAUGUUCAUCGGGACCUAGCCGCUAGGAAUAUUUUGGUCAACAGCAACUUAGUGUGCAAAGUCUCUGAUUUUGGUCUCUCCCGGGUGCUGGAAGAUGACCCAGAAGCUGCCUAUACAACAACGGGUGGGAAAAUCCCCAUCAGGUGGACAGCCCCAGAAGCGAUUGCCUACAGAAAAUUCUCCUCCGCGAGUGAUGCAUGGAGCUAUGGCAUCGUCAUGUGGGAGGUCAUGUCCUACGGAGAGAGACCGUAUUGGGAGAUGUCUAACCAAGAUGUCAUUCUGUCCAUUGAAGAAGGUUACAGACUUCCAGCUCCCAUGGGCUGUCCAGCAUCUCUGCACCAGCUGAUGCUCCAUUGCUGGCAGAAGGAGAGAAAUCACAGACCAAAAUUUACUGACAUUGUCAGCUUCCUUGACAAACUGAUCCGCAAUCCCAGUGCCCUUCACACCCUGGUGGAAGACAUCCUUGUAAUGCCGGAGUCACCUGGAGAAGUUCCUGAAUAUCCUCUGUUUGUCACAGUGGGUGACUGGCUGGAUUCUAUAAAAAUGGGGCAAUAUAAGAAUAACUUCAUGUCUGCAGGGUUUACAACUUUUGACCUGAUUUCAAGAAUGAGCAUCGAUGACGUCAGAAGAAUUGGAGUCAUACUCAUUGGACACCAGAGACGAAUAGUCAGCAGUAUACAGACGUUACGUUUACACAUGAUGCACAUACAGGAGAAAGGAUUUCAUGUAUGAAAGGACUACAAGCACCGGUGUUUUGUGCCUCAGCAUUUCUAUAAUGAAAGAUACCCUCUCUACUACCCGCUCUUCUGAAUCUCCAAACACCACUUUACAAACUGCUGUCCCCUACUCAGACUACGGGGCACACACUCUUGUUUAUGCUUCCAACCUGGAUUUUUAAAUCAUGCUUCCUAGCUCCUCUCUGAAUAACCUGCAAAUAAAACCCUGGCCCACUGCAGAUAUUACUACACAAUGGUAAAUAACUCAGCAUGGAUGUGUAACUUUGUAUAACAGCAUUUGGGAAGUGUUCAGGGACUUAACACAUAGGAAUUUGCCCAGAUGUAACUUCCUUAAUGAUGUAUUUAGAGUUUGAUGGUAGAUGAAAAAGAAAUAGUUGACCUUAUUUUCAUGGUUUGUGAUCAAGUAGCUUCCAAAUUGACAUGCAUAUUUAUUUGUUAGGUAAUUAUAUUUAACUCUAUGGGUCGUAUUGUUAUUUUAUUUUAUAAUGGCCUAAUUGUUGAUGCCUGAUGUUGUUAGAUUUACAGAAAUGAGCAAUGGUUUUAUGUAGUGAAUUCUUGUCAGGUGUGACUAUGGUGAGAAGGGCGUUAUCGGGGAGGGAAAGGGAGAAACAUACUGUGCUUUUAGAUCUUCUAAGGCUGGGUUUGUCUAUUUUUUUUUAAAGUGUCCUACGUAUUUCAUAGUAGGUGGUAGUUUAGAGGCUUUCCCCCUCUAAUUUUUUACUAACUACAGUACUAUAGUAUAUUUCUCUACUACCUUAUAAAGAUCACCUCUAGAAAGACCAUGACAGAGUCCUUUGCUCUAAAGGCUUUCACAGAGUGAAGUAUAGAAUAAAACCAUGACUAUUUCCUUGGCUCUUCUUCACAAGUUUCCAAAAGUAAUUAUUCUCAGUAGAAUUCCUUGAAAUAAAAGCUCUAAGA